GCACGUCUCGUACUGGUACGAAAGACACGAGCGAAUCACUUCGCCUUUACAAGAUUGUGCGGUUAAGACCUGAGCGCUAGACAUUGCUGGACAAGCGUCCACACUUAAGAUUUCAACAUGUGGACGGCGGCCUCAGUGCUUCUGUUACUGUGUGUUCUCCCAUUACUGACUACCGCCCAGACGUGUGACAAUGCCAAUCCGUGCCAGUUUACGGGUGGUGACGCGUACACCAAGACUGCUGAGGUGACGUCAUCCAAUGGGGUCCUGAGUCAAACUAUGACCGUUGACAUCAGUGACGUCACCAUCGAAUGGCUGACCACCCAAAGGAGAACCUACAAUGGAGGAUUCCCAGGACCGACGUUUCGUCUGAAGGCCGGAGACAACUUGACCUUGACGCUGGAGAACAACCUUGGCCUUCAACCUGCAGGUGAACAUAACGAGUUCCGUGACCCCAACACUACAAACAUCCACACACACGGGCUACACAUCUCACCUUUGGAACCACAGGACUACGUGCUGUUGGAGGUUGGUCCUGGAGAGACGUACAACUAUAACUUCGAACUGAACGCAGACCAAAAUGCUGGGACUUUCUGGUACCACGCACACCACCAUGGAUCGACGUUUUUCCAAGUUGCCAGUGGUCUGGCAGGGUUGUUGAUAGUAGAGGACGAAGUGAGCUCCAUGUCUGCUGAACUAGCCGCCAUCUCCUGCCCUGACAACUGUGACAAGGAGGUCCCGAUGCUACUGGGAAAAUUCUUAGACUACAGCGGAGGAGGGGCCACUUUAGCCUCUGUGCAGAACGACAUCGGGGAUCCGUUCACACUUGAUGAUACAGUCACAACAUCUGAAGGAGUGACACUGUCAGCAUAUCUGACUGAUCAACAGACUGGAGUAUCAGCUUACAUGGUCAACGGCCAGGUACGCCCGGUGAUUACUAUGCAGCCAGGCGAGAUCAGACGGUUCCGUAUGGUGAACGCUGGUCCCACGGACAUGCUGCUUCUCACCAUUACAGGUUGCGAGAUCACCAUCCUGGCCUAUGACGGUGUGUAUGUGGACACGCCCUAUUCUCAGGACUUCAUCUUCAUCCCUACUGGAGGAAGAAGUGACGCCGCCGUGAGAUGUGCAACUGCUGGCACCUACGAGCUAAGCUCUGCGAACAAUAACGCACACGAGGCGUCUUUCGGAGACAUUGACAUCUAUGGAGGAGUCAUCGCUACCAUUGAAGUAACAGGUGCUACAUUGUCCAUGAACUUUCCGACGGCAACGCCAGCAAAGCCUUCGUUCCUGGAUGACCUGCAGAACGUGGAAGACUCUGCCAUAGGGGGCAGUUAUGUGGUGGAGCUCGGGCCGACUCCGUACCUGAACCGUGAGAAGUUCACAAACACUACCUACUACCGAUACAACUUCGACGUGGACACCAUCCAGGAGUGGAUUUUUACCAACACAGACGAGGACAAUGGACACCCCCUGCACAUGCACGUGACCCAUUUCCAGGUCAUCUCCUACAACUCGUACCCUGGACCAAUGACUGGUGGAGGUGGUGGAGGUGGUGGUGGUGGAGGGCCAGGUGGUGGACGUCGUCGCUUGCUGCAAGGUCCAGGAGGAGGAGGAGGUGGAGGAGGAGGAGGAGGGGGAGCAUUUGCGUACUACGACCUAAACCAGGGCAAUCUAUGUGACCAGCAGCACAAAGAUUUCGACGCGAACGCCGUUACUCCCGACCCCAUCACCGUGGAUACCACCUACCUCGGCCAUGACACCAACGACCGAAAUCUCGCGGGCUACGCGAGACUUGGAGAGUUCCGAGAUGUCCUCCUGAUCCCCCCAUUGGCCAGUGUCAAAGUCCGUUUCAGAGCAACCGACUACAUCGGCCCUUACGUCCUUCACUGCCACAUCCUGAACCACGAGGACGAAGGGAUGAUGAUGGUGACGUACUCCACUCCGGCCGGGCAGGCCUCGCAGAGCCCCUGGGAGUCGUCGGGAGGACACAACCCUGGCACCUGCAGUUCCACAGACGUGUACCCCGACAUCCUGCAGAACACGAGUGCUGGGAAUAAACAUGCCGUCAGCAAUGGAUGGCUGACGAUCCUGUUGAUGCUGACGGUGGCAUCUGUCAACGUUUUCUUGUAGGCUAUAUAUUAGGACAUAUCCUGUCUGUAGCGAAUCAUGGCUAGGGUUUUUAGUUAGACAUAAAAUGUUUCGUACUUUUACCUAAAUCUGUAGUUUUCACCUAUGAUUGCUACUGUCAAUACUAAUUUUAUGAAGGCAAAGCUAUUCGAGAUGAACAGAUGCAUGCAAACUCGAUGUGCUGUUUAAGAUCCCUGACCUACACCGAACCCCCUCCCCGGCCUAGACCUAGACCAUCAUCGAACAUGUGUAAUGGUUACGACUUUCUAUGGCUUUUGUAUAUGUUUUCAUGAAACACGUGUCUUUUUCUCAUUCGGUUGCUCAAACUAAUCAUGUUACAACUUUCUGUGUUACAUAAUUGACAAGUUCUCACAACUUUAUAUUUCUAGAUUUAUUAUAUGUUAUUGGUGGUUUUAUUGUUUUAUGUAUUGAAAAUCAAUUCGGAGAAAUUGAAUAGGCCACUCAGGUGUCUAAAAGUGAAUAACCGAAAUAACAGAUAACAUAAAUGUUCUAGUUUGUAGAGUGUUUUCGUUUGAAUGUAGAUGUAGAUGUAGAUGUGUAGGUGGUAGGGUUAAUGCUUUUACCUGAUAUCGUGUUGCAUUGGUAGUUGGUUUAUUACUGAACGGAAUACUCUAUCAUGUUUCGGUAAAAUUCUUCUAAGUGUUCUGUGCUAAUGACAUUGAUUUUUAUGAAUCAUACCUUAUAGUACUGAGCGAUUAGUUUGAUUCUUUAAGGUGAAUAUGCUAUGUUGCUUAUUGUGUUCAAAAUAUAUGCUGCUGUUGAUUUGUACACUUUGUAUUUAUUUUUCUUAUGUAGUCAAGGAUUCAAAUAUUUUCUCAUUCCUAUGACUUUUGGAAAAAUACAAAUAAAGACAAAACAAAGUA
Molecule: messenger RNA, 3008 nt
Organism: Branchiostoma floridae (Florida lancelet)
Lineage: Eukaryota; Metazoa; Chordata; Leptocardii; Amphioxiformes; Branchiostomatidae
Product: laccase-2-like
Exons: 16
Coding region: 118-2127 (669 amino acids)
Molecular function (GO): oxidoreductase activity; copper ion binding
Source: RefSeq, a predicted model, not a curated record